Ceraceosorus guamensis is the source of this 2509-nucleotide messenger RNA. Its product is annotated as putative VAC8-vacuolar membrane protein required for the cytoplasm-to-vacuole targeting. Gene Ontology annotation, molecular function: protein binding; protein-membrane adaptor activity. The transcript is spliced from 5 exons. Bases 424 to 2163 code for a protein of 579 amino acids. Gene Ontology annotation, cellular component: fungal-type vacuole membrane. NCBI's taxonomy places the organism in Eukaryota, Fungi, Basidiomycota, Exobasidiomycetes, Ceraceosorales, Ceraceosoraceae. The record is from RefSeq and is a predicted model, not a curated record. Gene Ontology annotation, biological process: nucleus-vacuole junction assembly; vacuole inheritance.
GCAACGCAAGUCGAGCGGCCAAUCGGGAUCGAGGCGCGCGCCCAUGAUCGAGGUUCAUUCACAACUCGUAUCUCCAAGCUCCCACACGGCCGCCACCUUGACUGGAGCGUCCUCGACGUCCAACACCCUCGCUUCUUAAUCGCAGACGUUGUGCGAGCCUUGUGCGCGCCCACCGAUUGUCACGUAGCGUGCCGCACAUCGGCUCCUCUGCCCGAGACACCGCUAGCAAGCGGCCGCUGGUACCUCAGCGCAUCCAAGGUCGCACUUGCAUUCCCUAUCCAGGGUAGGCGUCUCUCUCCGCGCUCCUUCCCGCCAAGCCAAGCGGCUUUUUGUAGUCUGCUUGCGCUCCGACCAAACGCUUUGCGACGCCGAGCGAGCGUCCAGUUGCGCAUCUCCAUCACACCACCGGCCUAAAGUUGUGCGAUGGGAAACAUCCUCUGUGGCUGUUGCGGUCGCUCGCGCAACGCUCAGUACGAGCCACUGCUGCUCGACAAUGAGCGCGACGCUGUGGCCGACUUGUUGCAAUAUCUCGAGAAUAGGGCAGAGACAGACUUUUUCACAGGCGACCCUCUUAGGUCUCUUUCCACCCUUUCAUUCAGCGACAAUGUCGACCUUCAGCGCAGCGCAGCCCUAGCGUUUGCGGAAAUUACGGAAAAGGAGGUGCGAGAGGUGGGCAGGGAUACGCUGGAGCCUAUCAUGUUCUUGCUGCAGAGCCAUGAUGUUGAGGUUCAGCGCGCUGCCAGUGCAGCGCUUGGCAACUUGGCCGUGAACUCCGAGAACAAGCUUCUCAUUGUCAAGCUUGGCGGUCUCGAGCCUCUGAUCCGCCAAAUGCUCAGCCCGAACGUCGAGGUUCAGUGCAACGCAGUCGGAUGCAUCACCAACCUGGCAACUCACGACGAGAACAAGACCAAGAUUGCAAAAUCCGGCGCGUUGGUUCCGCUCACCCGCUUGGCCCGCUCGAAGGACAUGCGUGUUCAGAGAAACGCCACAGGUGCACUGCUGAACAUGACUCACAGCGACGAGAACAGGCAGCAGCUUGUCAAUGCAGGUGCUAUUCCCGUCUUGGUCGGUCUGCUGGGAAGUAGCGACACCGACGUCCAAUACUACUGCACAACCGCCCUGUCGAACAUUGCCGUGGAUGCUGCCAACCGCAAGAAGCUUGCGCAGACGGAGCCGAGACUAGUGCAGAAUCUGAUCGGCCUCAUGGAAAGCUCCAGUUUGAAGGUGCAAUGCCAGUCCGCGCUGGCUCUCAGGAACCUCGCCUCGGACGAAAAGUACCAGCUCGAGAUCGUUCGCAGCAACGGACUGCCGCCUCUCCUCCGCCUUCUUCGCUCUUCGUUCUUGCCUCUCAUCCUUUCAGCCGCGGCAUGCGUUCGCAAUGUCAGCAUUCACCCUCUCAACGAAUCGCCGAUUAUCGACGCAGGUUUUUUGCACCCUCUGAUCGACUUGCUGAGCCACGAGGACAACGAAGAGAUACAAUGUCACGCCAUCUCGACACUGCGCAAUCUCGCUGCAUCGUCGGAACGCAACAAGACGGCGAUUGUGGAAGCUGGCGCGGUCGAGCGUAUCAAGGAGCUAGUGCUCAACGUGCCUCUUUCUGUGCAGUCGGAAAUGACGGCCUGCGCAGCCGUGCUGGCCCUUUCAGAAGACCUCAAACCUCAACUACUCGAGAUGGGCAUCUGCGAGGUCUUGAUUCCCCUCACUGCAUCGCCGUCGGUAGAGGUUCAAGGAAACUCUGCUGCUGCUCUCGGCAAUCUCAGCUCCAAGUCUGACGACUAUGCGCCUUUCAAUGCCGUCUGGUCGGAGCCAGAAGGCGGUCUGCAUGGCUAUCUCGUCCGCUUCCUCGAGAGCGCCGACACGACGUUCCAGCACAUUGCAGUGUGGACAAUCGUUCAGCUGCUCGAGAGCGGUGAUGCUCAGCUCGAGCAGAACAUUCGCGAGUCUCAGCACGUCUUGCCUCUUAUCAGACGCUUGUCUGACACGCCCGCAGGCAGCGAGCGGGGAGGUUCCGCCUUGGCAGGGCCCAACGCGGAUGGAGGUUCUGAUGAUGGUGGGGACGCGGAAGGCGAAAUUGCCAGCCUGGCCCGCCGGAUCCAAGACAUGCUUCUCGACGACGGCGGUGCGUCAGCCAGCGCAUCGGAUGCGCACACCGAUGGCAGGUGAUCGCGUCUCCCCUCACUGCGUGGCCAAGCCACACACACUGCGAGGGCCUUGGGCACAUGCGAGCGUAUCCUCAUGAUCGAGCGAUUGUUCCCACGCUCAACCGAGCUUAUUCCUCUGGCGCUAUCGCUCCAUUCGAGCCCUUCUUCCUUACUGUUCGUCUGUCCCUUGCUUCACACGACACGCGCGCGCAAGACAAGACUGCGAAUGAUAUUUGACACCAUAUGCAUUCUCAGAGUGAAGAGUGAUACAGAAUAACGACUGAGAUGCGCAGAGGCGCAUUUCUAUUGCGCCACGCGUCGCUGGAGAGACAUUUGAGAGCACCUUUCUGUGCCCGCGCUGCGCGAGC